UUCCUCCACCUCCCUGAGACCCCUUUUUCUCCUCAGCAUGUCCCUUCUUGGCAUCCUUUUGCUGGAGCGGUGGAAGCCCAGGUUCCUGUUUGAUUUCUCAGCACAGCCAUCGGAGGAGCUGGGAGGGGAGAGUGAGGGGGUGACUUCAGGGGCACAACCUCACCUGCUCAGUGUCCCUGAACUGUGCCACUGUCUGGCAGAGAGCUGGGUCACCUUCAGGCUGUACCUGCAGGAACUGCUACAGUACAAGAGGCAAAAUCCUGCCAAGUUCUGCAUGAGUGUCUGUUCAGGCUGCCUGAUUCUGGCUGUAGUUGGACACUAUGUUCCAGGCAUAAUGAUCUCCUACAUCAUUUUGCUCAGCAUUCUGCUUUGGCCUCUGGUGGUCUACCACGAGCUGAUCCAGAGGAUGUACACGCGUUUGGAGCCUGUCCUGAUGAAACUGGACUACAGUAUGAAGGCAGAGACGCUGCACCACAAGCAUGAGAAGAAGAAGCGACAAGGGAAGAGUGAGCCUGCAGCAGGUGAUGAGCCAACAGCAGAGACGGAGAGUGAGAGUGAGGCAGAGCUGUCGGGCUUCUCCCCAGUGGUGGAUGUGAAAAAGACUGCCUUGGCACUGUCAAUCACAGAUUCUGAGCUCUCUGAUGAGGAGGCUUCCAUCCUGGAGAGUGGGGGCUUUUCUGUCUCAAGGGCUACCACCCCACAGCUGACAGACGUUUCUGAAGACCUGGAUCAGCAAAGCCUGCACAGCGAGCCAGAGGAGUCAUUUUCCAAGGACCUGGCAGAGUUUCCCUCCGUGGAAGAAUAUCAUUCCAGAGACCUGGGACCACAGAGUGAUGAAGAUGCAUUUGGUGUGCCUCUGGGUCCUGAGCUUGCCCACGCUGCCCGUGAGCUGGACUCGGCAGAGGAGGCGGCCGCGGACUCUGACCUUUCCAUCCUUCGCCUAGCGUCUCCUCUCCAUUUUGUAAAUACGCACUUCAAUGGGAGCGGGCAAGCGGCCGGAGGCAGCGCAGAGCCAAAGACUGUCCCUGCCCCGGGCCUGGGCAUCUGCAUUGACACGCUGAGCGAGGAGAUCGUCACCACUGCCAUUACCACGGCAGUGCAGAACACCCUCUCUGCCCUGCUGCGGUCCUCGGAGGCCAGCGAGGGGCCCUCCCUCUCCGAGUUCCUGCCCACCGAGCCCGAAGAGAAACUGAGCUUCCAAGCACAGCUGUCAGAGACCGAAGUGGUGGAGACGGAGACAGCAGCUUCACCGGAGGAUGAGGAGGAAGCAGAUGACUUUGAGCUACUGGAUCAGGGGGAGCUGGAGCAAAUGGAUGUAGAGCUGGGGCUUGGAGAGGAGCAGGAGGCACAGGAGUCUCCUGCCGCUCCGGCUCCCCCGUCUCCCACACUUGCUGAGCUGCCAAAGCAAGGAGAUGAGGAGGAGGCAGUGAUGACAGCAGCGUCUAUGUCUUAGGUCUUCUUCAUGCACCCCCUUUUCCUCCAUUGUCACUGGAAAGAAGGAAGAACUCACACCGUGAACGUGCAGUGGGUUUUUAGAUGUUUGUGUUGACUGGGAUGGAAAUGCGUCAGUGUUAAUGUGCUGUGUCUGGAAUAACGAAUCCCUUCCAUCCUUCUAGAGCCCGGCCUUCACUGGCUGAGCGGGAGACGCCCCUGCCCUGCAGCUGGGGAGGAGCCGGCUCCUAGAAGCCUUAUGCCACAAUCGAAACACCAACCCCAGCAAACGCUUCCUAGUAAUGGUGCAGUAUUUUGGUCUGUCUUCUGUUUGUCUUUCGUUUUGCACGCAGAGUACUGAGCUAGCUGUAGCUGCUGCUAAUACCCACAUCCCCAGUAGGACAUAUGCAAUCUUAUUUUAUUGGGUUUUUAAAUGGCUAAAAGUGUAAAUAAUUUUAACUUUCAUUGGUUUCGUUUGGGGGGAGGGAUGGGGUGCACAGUCAAACCUGGCUCGCGGGGGCUAGGGGAGGGUAAGGGGUCUUCGGAGGGGAGGGGAGGAGUACGGGGACAAAAGCAGACUGGCGCUGUGCAGUGAAGAGACCCCUUCUGC
Messenger RNA from Pelecanus crispus (Dalmatian pelican), 2041 nucleotides. The record is from RefSeq and is a predicted model, not a curated record. Lineage: Eukaryota; Metazoa; Chordata; Aves; Pelecaniformes; Pelecanidae.